Molecule: messenger RNA, 1088 nt
Organism: Suricata suricatta (meerkat)
Lineage: Eukaryota; Metazoa; Chordata; Mammalia; Carnivora; Herpestidae
Gene: BTNL9
Product: butyrophilin like 9
Exons: 5
Coding region: 1-750 (249 amino acids)
Molecular function (GO): protein binding
Source: RefSeq, a predicted model, not a curated record
AUGAGGCAUAAGAAUCCUGCAGAUCAGUGUUAUAAGACUAAGAUGAGGUGUGGGAAGCUUCAGACAGAGCUUGACUGGAGAAGGGCUGAAGGCCAGGCUGAGUGGAGAGCAGCCCAACAAUAUGCAGUGGAUGUAACCCUUGAUCCGGCCUCAGCGCACUGGAGCCUGGAGGUCUCCGAGGAUAGCAAGAGCGUGUCUUCCUGUGCAACAGUGUCCGGGCCUGUGGGGGGGGACCCGCAGCGGUUCUCUGAGCAGACGUGUGUGCUGAGCUGUGAGCGCUUCUCGGCUGGCCGUCACUACUGGGAAGUGCAUGUGGGACGGCGCAGCCGCUGGUUCCUGGGUGUGUGUCUGGCUACAGUGCCUCGCUUGGGGCCUAUGCGCCUAAGCCCAGCCAACGGCUACUGGGUGAUGGGGCUGUGGAACCACUGUGAGUACUUCGUCCUGGACCCACACCGCAUCGCCCUCACUCUGCGCGUACCGCCCCGGCGUGUGGGCAUCUUCCUGGACUGGGAGGCAGGAAAACUGUCCUUCUUCAACGUGUCUGAUGGCUCCCACAUUUUCACCUUCACUGACACCUUCUCAGGGACGCUUUGUGCGUAUUUCAGGCCCAGAGCUCAUGACGGUGGCGAACACCCGGAUCCCCUCACCAUCUGCCCAUUACUUAUUAGAGGGACACGACAUCUGGAAGAUGACCAUGACACCUGGUUACAGCCCUAUGAACCCUCAGAUCCCACCCUGGGCCUGUGGUGAGCACUCUCUUGCCUGUGAAUCUGGGUCUUUGGUGGCUUCCUGGAUACCUGGCUGAGAUUUGCUCUUCUGCUUCUACAGUGGAGGAAGCAAAGGCUGACAUCACAAAAAUGUCAGCAAAGGCUAAAGACUCAACACAGCAGAAACAGAACAAAAAGGGGAACCUUUGUUUAUACAUGUGUAUACACAUAUAUACAUACAUAUACACAUAUACAAUAUAUACACACACAUAUAUGCAUAUGUGUAUAUUUUUUUUUUCUUUAAGAAAAAGCGGCAAUUCCAAUGCUUGUGUGUAUGGUAAGACUAAGCAAAUGAGUAACAAUAAAAUCAUGUUGUCAGUA